This is a messenger RNA of Nymphalis io (European peacock), 2273 nucleotides long. RefSeq lists its product as uncharacterized. Lineage: Eukaryota; Metazoa; Arthropoda; Insecta; Lepidoptera; Nymphalidae. The record is from RefSeq and is a predicted model, not a curated record. The transcript is spliced from 14 exons. Gene Ontology annotation, biological process: programmed cell death; positive regulation of apoptotic process; proteolysis. Gene Ontology annotation, molecular function: protein binding; serine-type endopeptidase activity. The coding region runs from base 144 to 2228 and encodes 694 amino acids.
UCAUGUCAACACGCCUCAGUCGGGCGAGCGUUGUCGUGGCAUAGUGACGUGUAUUACUUAGACACUAUCUGUUAUCAUUUUUCCGUCAACUAGUGUUUUUGCAUCAAACAUCCGCCUACGCUUUAACAAUCACAAAUAAUAUUAUGGCCACGAUGUACUUCGGUGGUGUUGAAGGGGGAGCAACGCAUUCGAAUCUGGUGAUAUGCAACGAGUUCGGCAAAGUUGUGGGCAAGGCGCGAGGACCAGGCACCAACCACUGGGCGCUGGGUAUAGACGAGUGUGCUAAACGAGUGAUCGAUAUGCUUCACGCUGCUAAACAAGACGCCGGUAUACCUCUGGACCAACCUAUCGACUCUUUGGGUCUCACGCUGUCAGGGUGUGAGCAAGAGAGCAGCAACGCGGACCUCGCGGCCCGUGUGAUGGAGAAGGACGGAGCAUGCGCUGGCGCUAUCUACGUAGCAUCAGACACAGCUGGUUCCCUUUUUACAGGCGCACCUAAUGGUGGCAUGGUGCUUAUAGCUGGUACUGGAUCGAAUGCAUUGUUAAGGACUCCAGAUGGUCAGCAAUAUGGUUGCGGAGGUUGGGGAUACCUUUUGGGCGAUGAAGGUGGUGCGUACUGGAUUGCUCAUCGCGCAGUGAAAGCGAUAUUCGAUGAUGAAGAUGGCUUGGUGCCGUCACCACAUCCAACUAAAAGGGUCUGGGAAGUAAUCAGUGAACACUUCAAAGCAGAAACACGGGCUGACCUUCUACCACACGCCUAUAAGCACUUUGAUAAGUCGCAUUUUGCAGGCCUCACAGCGAAGCUCUCGAAAUUAGCAGAACAAGGCGAUGCGUUGUCGCAGCACCUGUUCGCGGCGGCGGGCGCGGCGCUGGCGGCGCACGGGGCGGCGCUGGCGGCGCGCGCGCCCGCCGCGCUGCGCGUCGUGUGCGUCGGCUCCGUGUGGAACAGCUGGGGCGCGCUGCGGCCCGGGGUGCUGCAGCAGCUGGCUGCGAGGCGGGUAAAAAUUGAGUUAGAACUUGUUCGACUCAGGGUCUCGAGUGCUAUGGGAGCCGCGUGGCUUGCAGCUAAACAUGUCAACUACAACCUGCCCCGAGACGAUUCCGCGUUCUGUGAAGUCUUCUACACAUACAGGCCCGAUGUUAACGGCAAAGUUAAUGGAUCACACAACGGGAUACUGGAAAAUGGAGUUCAAGGCUGCGGGUGUACUACGGGUAUCGUAGGUUAUGUGAGUGCUAAAGAAAAAGUAUCGGCUGCUUCUGUGAUAAGUUUAUCAGGUAGAAGGGAUAAGUAUAACUUUAUAGCUGAUGUUGUGGCCGUGUCUGCACCGUCUGUGGUGUAUAUAGAGAUAAAUGAUGGUAGACGGCACGAUUUGUAUACCGGUCAGCCGAUCACCUUGUCCAACGGUUCUGGAUUUAUCGUUAAAGAAGACGGACUUAUAUUGACGAACGCUCAUGUGGUUGUAAACAAGCCUAAUGCUACAGUUAAUGUGCGGUUAAUGGAUGGCUCAAACCAUACGGGAUUUGUCGAAGAUGUUGAUUUGAAAUCAGACCUGGCAACACUACGGAUUCCAGUGAAAAACUUACCUACAAUGAAGCUUGGGUCUUCCGCUGACAUCAAGCCUGGCGAGUGGGUGGUAGCGAUGGGCAGCCCCCUAGCUCUGAGCAAUACUGUGACUGCGGGUGUGAUAAGUUCCACGCAAAGAGCGAGCGAAGAACUUGGGUUGAGAGGCAAAGACAUGGUGUAUAUUCAAACAGACGCACCGAUAACCUUCGGUAACAGUGGGGGGCCGCUCGUGAACCUGGACGGUGAAGCUAUCGGCAUCAAUAGUAUGAAGGUCACGUCUGGAAUAUCGUUUGCGAUACCAAUCGACUACGUUAAAGAGUUUUUAGCUAAACGUAAAACGAAAUCCCCACCAGUAUCCCGAAGGUACUUGGGUAUAACGAUGCUGUCGCUCACACCGAAUAUUCUCCUGGAAUUGCGAAUGAGGAAUCCAGAGAUGCCGACUGACAUUGACCAUGGUAUUCUGGUAUGGAAGGUUAUCAUUGGAUCACCAGCUUACAACGGAGGCCUACAGCCAGGGGACAUCGUGACGAGCAUCAACGGCAGCCCCGUACGGAGUGCCGGAGAUCUAUACAGCGUGCUAGAGACUGCCCCCGGGAAGCUCUCCAUGCAAAUAGUCCGGGGGAAGAUCAGGACCACAGUCAUCAUCACGCCGGAAGUACAUUAGAAAUAUUCUUAUAUAUUUGUAUAUUUUAAUAAAUAUAUUGAAGUU